Messenger RNA from Morchella sextelata, 327 nucleotides. RefSeq lists its product as uncharacterized. The transcript has a single exon. The record is from RefSeq and is a predicted model, not a curated record. Bases 1 to 327 code for a protein of 108 amino acids. Lineage: Eukaryota; Fungi; Ascomycota; Pezizomycetes; Pezizales; Morchellaceae. Gene Ontology annotation, molecular function: nucleic acid binding.
AUGGUCGCCGAUCCAAAGUCUCUCCCCACAACAGGUCAAAUGGAAACAUGCAACACAGGUGAACUCGCCAAAUCCACCAAAUCACACCUCGCUCCUCUUACCGAACCACGAUCGAAACAACCACUAGAACGUAUCCACUCAGAUCUGAGCGGCAAGUUUUCCACUCCUUCUCUUCGCGGUUUUAGUUACAAUAUUACUUUCAUCGACGAUUACUCCAAGUACGCUCAUCUCUACUUCCUUAAAAAGAAGUCAGAUGCAGCAGCUGCCACACAACGGUACAUCGCAUACGUGGAGAAUCAAUUGUACAAAACAGUGAAACGGUUCUGA